Fusarium sp. VM40 is the source of this 843-nucleotide messenger RNA. The record is from the annotation of a GenBank genome assembly. NCBI's taxonomy places the organism in Eukaryota, Fungi, Ascomycota, Sordariomycetes, Hypocreales, Nectriaceae.
AUGUCUCGUCCUGAGGAUACCCUUGCGGCCGACGUCCAUUAUGACGAUAUCGAAGCGCGAAAGUACACGACGAGCUCUCGAAUCCAGAACAUUCAAGCGUCCAUGACAAGACGAGCGCUGGAACUCCUCGAUCUUAAGUCACCAUCCCUCAUUCUCGACAUUGGCUGCGGCAGUGGUCUCUCCGGCGAGAUUCUCUCUGCGGUCGAACCUGAAGAGGGCGGCCCUCAUACCUGGAUCGGAAUGGAUGUUUCGCCCUCAAUGCUGGAUAUUGCGCUUCAGAGAGACGUCGAAGGCGAUCUUAUGCUGGCAGACAUUGGCCAGGGCGUUCCUUUCCGAGCAGGAACCUUCGAUGCGGCGAUCAGUAUCUCUGCUAUCCAAUGGCUCUGCAGUGCUGAGACAAGCGACACAUCCCCCGCUGGUCGCCUCACCCGAUUCUUCAACGGUCUCUACGCCUCUCUCAAGCGCGGCGGUCGAGCCGUCUGCCAAUUCUACCCCAAGAACGACCAACAGCGCAACAUGAUCACCCAAGCCGCCGUCAAGGCCGGUUUCGGCGCCGGUAUGCUCGAGGAUGACCCCGGUACCAAGAACCAGAAGCUCUACCUCGUCCUCACCGUCGGCGGAGGCGAUGUGCAAAAGAAGGGUGGCGACAUCACGGGCGUUGUCGACGGUAUGGAGGGUGUCGAUGUCGAGGAUGCGCGAAGAUCCAUCAAGGCCAAUGCUCCCAACAUGAGCAAGGGCAGCAAGGGCUGGAUCGUCAAGAAGAAGGAGCAGAUGGAGCGCAAGGGAAAGAUUGUCAAGGCGACGUCCAAGUACACGGGACGAAAGCGACGUAUCCAGUUCUAA